AGAUUGAAGUACCUACAAGCGAAGCAGUCAAUCGAGUCCGUCGCCCUGUUGCAGUCUCACCGGAGUGAGCCAAGCCAUCAACGGUGAUACGGCACGAGCACCUCAUACAACCGCUCCUCAGCCUUACUGCCGGCGAACCCUUACAUAUAUCAGAAGGGCCCUCAGCGGGCGAAACUCGACAUAUUCCUCUCAAGAUCCCCUCAUCGACAUCCUAUCGUUCCAGUUCUCACUACAGUCAAGUCAAUAUGACGACGCCUUACGACCCAAACAACUACCCAACAGCGCCGCCACCCAUGACUCGCGCGAGAGGUUCAUCAUCAGCGGCCACCCGCUACACGCCAGACGCCUACGCCUACCAACAUCCGCACGAGCAACAACAGCAGCUCGCCGCUCAAGACCCGUACCCAACCGCAGGCUACCCUUUCCCAUAUGGCAAACCCGCACCACCACCACCCCAACCGCCCAUGCCUCAAAGACCCUCCUACGGCUACGGACCCAGUGCGCCUCCACCCUCCAGUGCAGACCAAGCACAAACUCUUCAUCCCGACGCCGCACUAGCUAACCCUCCCUACCCCGUCACAACAGCAGACCCCUACUACGCCCCUCCACCCGCACGUCCGAUCGAAGACCGCGAGCGACGCGCAAGCUACAGCUCCCAGCGAUCCCGCGACUCGCGGCACUCGCAUCGCUCCCACCACAGCCACCGCUCUCACCGGACUGAGUCGGAGGAGCGGGAGCGGGGGCGCAGACACCGACGCCGUGAGAGGGAGCACAGGGAGGCGAAGGCGGAUUACUAUUCGGGAAAGGAGAAGGACUUGAAGCAUGAUAAGGGCGCACCUACGUGGGGGGAUACGGUGUUUGGGCUCUUUGAUGCAGUUAAGGAUGCGUUUGGGCCCAGGGGAAAGUAUUGAAGUUGGGAAGAUUAGGGAUGGGCUGCUAUACGAGUAUAACGAAUGUGUUAGAGCAUGACGCUCCAAUCUUGACGAGAGCAUGACGA
Molecule: messenger RNA, 997 nt
Organism: Baudoinia panamericana UAMH 10762
Lineage: Eukaryota; Fungi; Ascomycota; Dothideomycetes; Mycosphaerellales; Teratosphaeriaceae
Exons: 1
Coding region: 246-911 (221 amino acids)
Source: RefSeq, a predicted model, not a curated record